Molecule: messenger RNA, 903 nt
Organism: Anopheles marshallii
Lineage: Eukaryota; Metazoa; Arthropoda; Insecta; Diptera; Culicidae
Exons: 2
Coding region: 1-903 (300 amino acids)
Source: RefSeq, a predicted model, not a curated record
AUGACUACCGAGCUAUAUCGGUGUAGCUUCACAUGGCCUCAGGUAGAAGGCAGCAUAGAAAAACAAAUAACGUUCCAAGUUGCCACAUCUUCCGAACCAGAUUUUGUUCCGCUGGAAGAACUUCUCGAUUUGGACAUGUGCUUGAUUUUAUCUGGAACCGAUGAACAAGAGGCUUGCGAAAUGCGCCUGACAAUCGCUCCACUGUAUUUACCCAGAGCCGUUUCGCUGGUGGUUGAAUGUCCGGUAAUAGAAUGUUAUUACGGCCGAUUGAACGAGUACUACAGCACCUAUCACGGUGAGCUGGUAUAUACGCUUGAAGAUGUGAAAGUGUUCCGCUUUGAUAUACGCAUUGCAACGGACAUUGAUGAGCUGCAGCUGAAAUUCAUCACGAACAAAAGUGAGCCGCUCUGUCUGUACGGUACCCGUUUGUAUCUGUCGCGCAACACAGAUCCCCUGCGUACGAUGAUGGCGAUGAUGGGAGGGAGAAAAAUUAAUCCCGUUGCUGUCGAGCAUCGUUUGCAAGAAACGGACCUAUCCGAGAAGGCGGAAAAAUGCAAACGUUUGAUUCUUGGUUCUAUGCUUUCGUCGGAACAAAACAUUGUUAAUAACAAUGCACAAACGGGAGAAUCUACGGAACAGAUGGCUACUUCACCCCCACAGGACAGGACGGAUAGCAGUUUGCCGAAUAUUUUCAGCAAGAUGGAACUUUCAACGGGCCUAACUCAGAACACUACACUAAUGGAAGCUGCAAUGAAGCAAUACAUAGAUGCCAAGUUCAUCGAAUUACAGCAGAUGCUUGAUAACCGGCUGACCGUAUUAGAAACUCGCCAAAACCGAAAGCUUGACCGGAUAUUAGCAUUAUUACAAGAGAACGCGAAUGAUUCUACAGCAAAUGUACAAUAA